This is a messenger RNA of Colossoma macropomum (tambaqui), 1149 nucleotides long. RefSeq names its product coiled-coil-helix-coiled-coil-helix domain containing 6b (gene chchd6b). Bases 136 to 825 code for a protein of 229 amino acids. Gene Ontology annotation, cellular component: MICOS complex; mitochondrion. Gene Ontology annotation, biological process: inner mitochondrial membrane organization. The transcript is spliced from 9 exons. NCBI's taxonomy places the organism in Eukaryota, Metazoa, Chordata, Actinopteri, Characiformes, Serrasalmidae. The record is from RefSeq and is a predicted model, not a curated record.
UUGUGAUCUGGCUCAGUUCUGUCUACCGAGUUUUGUUUCACUAUAAACAAACGUGAUUUUUGUCCGCUUGUGAGGUGACCGUUUCGAGCGAACAGCCGCUAUUCAAUACAUUUCCCAGGCUGGCACUCAGAGGACAUGGGAGGCAGAGAAAGUACGACGAGGAAGGUGUCUUACGGCCUGGACCAGGAGGAGAACGUCACCGUUUUGCAGGGCAUUAAGUUGUCCGAUGAUGUUCUCCAGAGGAUGCGUGAGUCAAGUCAGUCUUCAGAAAAAUCACCACCCCCAAAGCCAGACAGCCAGAAGCCUGACCCAGGUGCAGCCAGACCUUCUCCAGCUGAUAUGCAGGAGGAACUAAGGAAACGGUAUGAGCGCGAGCAGGCUCUGGUGAGGGAGGAGUUGGCGCGGCUCGCCCGCAGAGAGAGAGAGGCAGGGGGAGAUGAUGUGAACCCUGCUGUGCUCAGAGAGAGAGCCAGGACCACAGAGGAGCUGGAGAAAGCACAGAACCUGGCAAAGCAACUGGCGAGGAAAGAUGCUGAGUUGAAGCAUCUGGCUGCUUUCUAUAAAGAACAACUGCAGCUGAUGGAGAAGAAGAACAUGGAAUACUACCAGCAGACAUCACAGAUGUACAACAAGGCAGCAACUAAAGCUGAGGGCAACAUCAAGCCCAGGAAUACAGUUCCCAUCUGUCCUGAGCUGCAGUCUCAGGUGUUGAACUGCUAUAAGGAGAACAGACACCAGACUCUGCACUGCUCCACACUGGCAAAGGAGUACAUGACCUGCAUUAACUCUGCCAAGAAGAACGUAAUGGUCAACCAUGGAUCAUGAGGAUGAAGACGGUGAAGAUGAGCAAGACGAGAAGAGGGACGGCAUAAAACACUGCUUGGAUUCCACAGAAUCACUUUUAACCUGUGUGUGUGAGUGAGAGAGAGAGAGGAACUGUGUGUGUGAAUGUACCUGCACACUUGUAUAUGUAGUAAGAAGCAUGUUCAUGUUAGGGAAAGAAUUCCCUCUUUUGGUCUCGGAGUGACUGCAGGAUGUUGUGGGAUUGUGUGUGUAUGUGUGCUGUUUGCGGAUGAUGUUGAUUUGCUGUGAUGUGCUCGGUUUGGCAGUGGAACAUCUCUCACAAUAAAACAUCUGCACUACCACUCA